UUGCCUCGCCGGCCUCGUCAGCCUCCCCCGCCACCCUCCCCCGACAUCUUUAGCUGUUCUGGCGCGGAGGAGAUGGCCGGGCGGCAGGCGAACAGCAGCGGCGCCAGCGAGCCGGCGAGCUCGCCGCCGCGCCUCUCGCCCCCUAAAGUGGUCGUCGACGACAGCCCGCUGCAACCGGCCAUGGGAAAACACAAAGAAUCAUUAAAAGUAAAGCUGACGAUGCGGCGUCCGCUCAACCAACUGGUAGCUCAAGGAAUAAUGCCCCCUCUCAAUACACCGGCUGCUUAUUUUGAACAAUGCAAGCAGUUAGAAAGAGCAAAAACCGGGGAUUUACUAAAAGCAAAGAUACAACGACGACCAGAUCGUCAGGAAUUGGAACGGAGGCAUAUUUUGGAACAAGAAAGUCAUGCCCGGACCUCUCGAGCUAUAAAGAAGAAUAUUUUACAUACCGAAGAAAACAUAGAAACAGCUGUAAAAAGUGGGACAUUAGCUUUUAAAGCAACGAGUGAAGGUGCCUCGGGGCGCCCUCAGCAUCCUUCAUCAUAUUGCGGGCCUCCCGAUGAGGUUUCACCUUCCCCGUCGCCACCAUCAACGCUAUCGCCCGCCAGCGUCGCAUCCCCACCACAGCAUCCCGCACCGGGAAAGGACAAAAAUCGUAAAAAGAGUAAACAGAAACAGCAGCAGAAGUCAAGAUUGAAAUUUCACGAGUACAAGGGACCGCCGAAUGCUCAAAAGGCCUCGUCGCCGCCUGGCUCUGUGGAGACGCCGUAUGAGUUGCUCCUGCAGCAACAGCAGCUACUGUUGCAGCUCAGUUGUCCCUUACUGCUGCCAGCUUCGCCAGCGCCCUCGUCCGUCGCGUCGGACUCGUCGGACGCGUUCCCCACCCCGCCGCCGCCCCCACGCUACCCACACCUCUCCCCUCCGGCCGCUUCGAGGACAUGA
Molecule: messenger RNA, 942 nt
Organism: Parnassius apollo (apollo)
Lineage: Eukaryota; Metazoa; Arthropoda; Insecta; Lepidoptera; Papilionidae
Source: the annotation of a GenBank genome assembly